This is a messenger RNA of Phialemonium atrogriseum, 1484 nucleotides long. RefSeq names its product exonuclease. The record is from RefSeq and is a predicted model, not a curated record. The transcript has a single exon. Gene Ontology annotation, biological process: rRNA processing; ribosomal large subunit assembly. Gene Ontology annotation, molecular function: nucleic acid binding; 3'-5' exonuclease activity. Bases 190 to 1203 code for a protein of 337 amino acids. Gene Ontology annotation, cellular component: nucleus. Lineage: Eukaryota; Fungi; Ascomycota; Sordariomycetes; Cephalothecales; Cephalothecaceae.
CCUCAUCCAACACUGAUCACUUCGCGCUGCAGGCCUCGAUCAGCUUGAGCCUGAAAUUUUCAUCGACGGACAGAACUUUUACCAAGGUCGGACUGUAGACACUAUUAUUUGCCGACAAACCUUUGCACUCAGCAAUGUAUAUCUCUACCCAGUGACGGAAGUACGUUGCGAUUAUCUUUGGUUGGGACCAUGGCACCGGAACUCUCAUCGAACUGGAAGAAGCUCCAGGCUCAGAUCAAGGCUGAGUCAACUACUCAGGAGAAGGGCAAGGGAAAGAGGAAAGGAGAAGAAAUUCAAAAUCAAGGGUCUCAGAGUGUGCCGAAUAAGCGGCAGAAAGUCCUGGGGAAGAGCAAGAGCAUCUCCGAGAAGUCAACUGCCCCUCCUCAGCAACGACACGGCAAGACAAAAGCGCCAAGCAGGCCACAGAUGGGCAAUGUCCAAAGUUCCAGAGUUGUUGAAGGCGGAGCCAAGUCAGGGAUAUCGCCAUCCCUCGCCCUCUGGGCCGAGGACAAUGGAAUCUCAGCCGAGGAUCUCGCCGAGGCUUACGGGCUUGGGAUUCAGGACAACUCGAUGAUCAGCACAGCUUCCGACCGACCCAACGAAGGUCUUGCCCCAGGCAUUGAGGUUGGCAAGUACAUUGCCAUCGACUGUGAGAUGGUUGGAGUUGGAGAGAACGGCUAUGAGUCUGCUUUAGCAAGGGUCAGCGCUGUCGACUUCCACGGCCGACAGGUUUACGACUCGUUUGUUCGGCCGAAAGAGCGAGUGACGGAUUGGCGCACACAUGUGAGCGGUGUGAGCCCGAAACAUAUGGCCACCGCGAGGAGUUUCGAGGAAGUUCAGACACAGGUUGCGGAACUGCUGAAGGGAAGGAUUCUCGUCGGCCAUGAUAUCAGACACGACCUGCAAAUUCUCUUACUGAGCCACCCUUCAAAACUCGUGCGAGACACGGCCAAGUUCUCGGGCUUCAGGAAGUACGGUCAUGGUCCAAAGCCGUCUCUGAGGGUUCUCGCCAAAGAAAUCCUCGGCGUCGAAAUCCAAUCCGGUCAACAUUCGAGUACCGAGGAUGCUCGCAUUGCAAUGUUGCUCUUCCGCCGCUUCAAGUCGGGAUUUGAUGUUGAGAAUGCAAAUCGAUUUCCAGACCCGACGCUGCCCUCAAAGUCCAAAUCACAGUCAUCUAAGUCCAAGAAGAAGCGAAAGAAUUGAUGAGCUUGCGCUCAAGUGCUCCUAUCCUUGGCUCGCCAUCACGACAGGUAUCAGGUCCAAUAUGCGGUUUCAGUUCCUCAGGAAUAUGCGUCGAUUUGGCGGCGCCUCUAUCAACCGUGGUCUAGCUCAAACAUGGCCUAUUAUCCUUCCAGAAUCCAAUAUUGACCAUCCAAUGCGGCCGUUCCUCAUAAAGGGAUCCCCUCCAUCAACUCUAUUGCGCCUUCUCGCCCAACCGUGAUGAUGACAUCACCCAACGUCUUGGUGACAAAUCCUGCUUCGCA